AUGGAUUCACGCGAAGACUAUGUGUAUCUAGCAAAGCUCGCCGAACAAGCUGAGCGCUAUGAAGAAAUGGUUGAAAACAUGAAGCAAGUCGCAUCUGCGGAUCAAGAACUCACCGUCGAAGAACGUAACUUGCUUUCUGUUGCCUAUAAAAAUGUAAUUGGAGCAAGACGUGCUUCUUGGCGUAUUGUAUCUUCAAUCGAACAGAAAGAAGAGAACAAGGGCAACGAGGUCCAAGUUGGAUACAUCAAGGAAUAUCGUAUAAAGAUAGAAAACGAAUUAGCAAAGAUAUGUGAAGAUAUUUUAAAUGUGUUGGAUGCUCACUUAAUCCCGUCUGCUGCAACCGGUGAAUCCAAAGUAUUUUAUCAUAAAAUGAAAGGUGAUUAUCACCGAUACCUUGCAGAAUUUGCUACUGGCGACAAGCGUAAAGCAUCCGCAGACAAAUCCUUGGAAGCAUAUAAAGCCGCAAGUGAAAUCGCCGUUACCGAACUUGCACCCACUCACCCAAUUCGUCUUGGUUUAGCACUAAACUUUUCCGUAUUCUAUUUUGAGAUUCUCGAUUCUCCUAGUAAUGCCUGUCAAUUGGCUCAGCAAGCAUUUGAUGAUGCUAUCGCCGAAUUGGAUACACUUAACGAAGAAAGUUAUAGAGAUUCAACAUUAAUUAUGCAACUAUUGAGAGACAAUUUGACACUCUGGACCGCGGAUAAACGAGAGAGCAACGAGAAAACUGACGCUGUCAAGGACGAGGAAACUUCUCAACCCAAAGAAGAACCUUAG
Molecule: messenger RNA, 774 nt
Organism: Ambispora gerdemannii
Lineage: Eukaryota; Fungi; Glomeromycota; Glomeromycetes; Archaeosporales; Ambisporaceae
Source: the annotation of a GenBank genome assembly